UCAGCGUUGCAAGUGGAUAGCACAUUUGAAAAAUUUAAAGCUCGGAACAGAACUGGCCGUCUUGCGAGGGUAAUGGCUCCAAGCACCAGCCCUACUCAUUACAACAGAGCGCGCAAGGCACACAGCUUCAUGGAGAAGGAGCGCAUGAAGGCUGACUGCAAGGAAUACCUGCCAGACGUUUUGCUUUCUGGCGGUAAAGCCGUGAGACAGGAGGCUGUAGCAGCUUCUCCAAAAGAUGCAGAGGCCAUCAAGAGAUUGUUCCCAAACACCUCGGGCAUCCCACUUGUGGAACUUGAAGCUGGAGAUGCACCUUCCCCAAAGGAUCCCUUGAAGGUUGGUGUGGUCCUGUCUGGUGGGCAGGCACCUGGAGGCCACAACGUCAUCGCCGGCAUUUACGAUGGCAUCAAAGCAUGGAAUAAGGACUCCAGCAUGUAUGGAUUCCUGGAUGGACCUCACGGAGUGUUCUCUGGCAACUUCGUGGUGAUUACCGAUGCGAUCAUGGAUGGAUUCCGCAAUACUGGUGGCUUCGACAUGCUGGGCAGCGGACGCCACAAGAUCGAGACGCAGGAACAGUUCGAGGACUCAAUGCUGGUGUGCAAUGCCAUUGGGCUAGAUGGCUUGGUCAUUAUUGGAGGAGAUGACUCAAACACCAAUGGUGCAGUCUUGGCUGAGUACUUCAAGGAGAAUGACUGCAAGACGAAAGUCAUUGGCACUCCGAAGACCAUCGACGGAGACUUGAAGUGUCCGCCGCACGUGCCUGUGUCUUUUGGCUUCGACACAGCCUGCAAGACAUUUGCCACUUUGGUAGGAAACGUGGCAGUUGAUGCAUUGAGUGCCCAGAAGUACUACCACUUAGUCCGCUUGAUGGGCCGAUCCGCGUCCCAUAUUGCCUUGGAAGUUGCACUCUUGACACAUCCUAAUGCAUGCCUAUUUGGCGAAGAGGUAGCUGAAGGAAGACAAAGCUUGAAAGACAUCACGAUGGAACUGGCAGACAUGAUCGAAGCACGAAGCAAAGAUGGCAAGGACUACGGUGUGAUUCUCAUUCCAGAAGGUCUCAUUGAGCUCAUCCCCGAAAUCAAAGCUUUGAUUUCAGAAAUCAACGACAAGCUUUCGCAGCCAGAAAUUCAACCAACAGAGGAGGCCAUUCUGGGCGUCCUGUCCAAAGAGAAUGCUGAAUGCUUCAGGUAUUUGCCUGGAUUUAUCCGGGCUCAGCUGCUCCUCGACCGUGAUCCCCAUGGCAAUGUGCAGGUUGCAAAGAUUGAGACUGAAAAAUUGCUGGCUGCAACAGUUCACAACGAACUGGAGAACCGAAGGUCUUCUGGGUAUGAAGGCACCUUUUCUCCUCAACUCCAUGCAUUUGGAUACGAAGGAAGAGCGGGCAUGCCCACUAUCUUUGAUUCAGCGUAUUGCUACGCAUUGGGAUACACCGCAUCCUCACUGCUGGUCAAUGGCUGUACAGGCCUCAUUGCCAGUGUGAAGAACUUAUUGGCCCCUUGCAAGGAGUGGCAAUGUGGUGGCGUGCCAAUCACAUCCUUAUGUGUCAUCGAAAGGCGGAAGGGCAAGGACAAGCCUGUGAUUCGCAAAGCCUUGGUAGAAAUGACUGGUGGCCUGUCUCAGCCCUUCCAGUUCUACAAGAAGAUCCGGGACCAUCUUAAAAUCUGCGACAUGUACCGCAUCCCUGGGCCCACGCAAUUUGACAUGGUAAACUGUGAAGUUUCCAAGGACAUCCCUAUGACUCUGCAACUAGAGCUGGGAAGGACCUGGGAGUUGCAGGUUCCCACGGAAAAGCCAAAGAGGAUGGGAAAGUUCCUCUUCUUGCCGCAAGCGAAGAGGAUGCGCUCGGAGCUGCAGAGGUGGAGAGCUUUGAUGAUCACCAAGGAUCGCGAGCGUCGUUUGCCAGCUGCCAUCAGUACAUUCAAUGCGAAUGCUGUGACAGUGAAAAAGGGAGAGGAGACUUGCUGCAAUGCUCAUACAGUGGUCUCGAGGUACUUCUCAGAAGUUCAUGCACCAAUCCUGGACAUCGUACCGACCGAGGAACGCAAUGCACCGAUCCAUGACAAGAAGAUUGGCAUCGUGUUUUGUGGGCGACAGGCUCCAGGAUGUCAUGACUUUGUUUGCGGUUUGGUGGAUAUGCUGCCUGUAAAUCAUGGAAACAAAGUCUACGGCUUUGUCGGCGGCACUCAUGGCUUGAUGGACAAGCAGGCUGUCGAACUGGAUCCAGAGCUUUGCGACUCUUUCUGCGGCGCAGGUGGUUUGGAGAUGCUUGGACGAACAGUCGAUCGAAUCAACACCCAGGAGGAGAAGGAGAUGGCUAAGAGCACUUGCCAGGAUUUGGACCUAGAUGGCUUGGUGCUGGUGGGAGGAGCACGCACAAACACCGAUGCAGCUUAUUUGUCAGAGUACUUCAAGCAGAACAAGGUGAAGACCGGUGUUGUGGGCGUCCCCUGUGGCAUUGAAGGUAGCAUGGUGAACGAAUUUGUCGAAGCGUCUCUGGGUUUUGACUCUGCUACCAAAGCCAUGUCAGAGCUUGUUGGAAACACUGCAAUCGAUGGAUCGAGCGCUAGGAAGUACUACUACUUUCUGAAGCUCAUGGAUGGUUCGACAACAGGAGGCAGAAACGCCACAUCGCACGUUGCCUUGGAAGUCGCACUGGAAACGAAGCCAAACCUGCUCCUGCUCUCUGAGGAGGUGGAUGAGCAGCGCAACAAUUUGCGAGAGAUUGUCAAUGGCAUUGCAGAUGUGAUUUCAGCUCGUGCAGAUGACGGCAAGAAUUUCGGCACCGUUCUGAUUGCUGAAGGUUUGCUGGCUGCCAUUCCUGAGUUCCGUACAUUGAUUGCAGAACUGGAGGGCUUUCCGAUGCCCAACACAGUGGACAAGGUUCUCCCAGAGCUGACCACCUGGUCUGCUGCAUUGUUCCGAAGCCUUCCGGAGUUCAUUCAGAAGGAGCUCUUGCUGGAAAGGCAAAGCAAUGCUGCAUUGCAGCUCUCCCAGUUGGAGACAGACCGCCUUAUGGCACGGCUUGUUCAAGAUGAAUUAAAGCAGCGCAAGAAGAAGGGCACAUUCAAAGGAAGCUUCUCUCCCGUUUGCCAAUUCCUUGGGUAUCAGGCACGCUGCUCAAUGCCUUCAGACUUUGACAGUGACUAUGCAUACGCACUGGGUGGAACUGCUGCUGUUCUGGCCACCCGUUCCUGCAAUGGUUAUAUGGCUGUGAUUUCAGAUUUGGCUCAUCCAGUUGAGCGUUGGCAUUGUUGUGGAGUUCCCUUCACUGCCAUGCUACAGGUCGCUCCGCAAGUGCCUGGAGAGUCCUUCCGACCGCGUCCGGGCAUUUUCCCUCGCAAGGUCGACCUUGACGCUGCUGCCUUCAGCUCCUGGAAAGAGGUGCGUGACUCUUGUGCUAAAGAGGAACUCUACGAAAAUCCUGGUCCAAUUCAGUUGUCCGGGUCAAGUGCAAGCCGAGUAACCCAGACCAUCGCCACGCGCUUCUCCUACCUCAAAGAGCUUGAAGGGCUGCAGAGAAACCUGGAGGCGUUGAGAACUCGAUGCCGACCAGGAUGUCAUCUCCGCCAGGUGAAAGUGGCAUCUGGAAUCUUGACAACUUUGAACAGUAUCCUGGACGAACUGUCCGAGCAUGUUGUUCCUACCACAUUUCUUGAACCAGCCGUGAAGUGAGUUUCACUUGAGUUGCGUGCCAUUCACAUGCUGCCGAAACGAUGUUCUGAC
Cladocopium goreaui is the source of this 3720-nucleotide messenger RNA. Lineage: Eukaryota; Dinophyceae; Suessiales; Symbiodiniaceae. The record is from the annotation of a GenBank genome assembly.